GCGCGGUGUCGGCUCCUGCUGCCGCCGCGGCGGAUAGGCGCUGACAGGCAGCAGCUGCCCUGUUCAGGGGCCGCGGGGCCGUCUCUGCUCGGGGGAGGCCAUUGGAGUGUGUGGGAUGGCCUCGAGGUGGCGGAGCCGGAGGUCUCUCCGGCGGCACCUCCCACCCACCGCCCUCCGCAGGGCGUCGGGAGAACAUGGCAGCCCGGGUGCGCUGGACACUCGCAUGCGUGAUCGCUCCUCCCGUGCCUCGUCCCUCGGAUCGCUGUGCGCCCUGCGCUGCUUGCACCACGGAUAAACAGCAGAAGUCUGGCGUACUUUCCUUUAUACCGGGACUGUAAAACGUCGUGCUGGCAGCCUCUGCCUAGCUGUUUAAGAGCAGUGGAUUGUGAAUUCAAGCCUUUGAUAUCCUGAGGUUAUCAGCAUUACUAUCUUCGAGUGAGAUAACAGUUCUCAAAGAAUCUUCGGGGGAUUCACCAUGACAUCAGUAGUGAUUGACAAUGGAGGCCCUGCCCUGGAGUUUGACAGCAAUGAAAUAAAAAAUCAAGAGGUUAGAAAAGAAAAUGAGCCAAUCUCUGAGUUCCCAGCAGUGGUUGUGGAGCCAGUUCCUAGUGCCAGACUAGAACAGGGUUACGCUGCUCAGGUCCUGGUUUAUGAUGAUGAGACUUACCUGAUGCAAGAUGUAGCAGAGGAACAAGAAAUUGAGACUGAAACUGUGGAAACAGUAGAAGCAUCAGUUCAUGGCAGUAAUGUGCAUUGCACAGAUAAGACAAUUGAAGCUGCAGAGGCCUUGCUUCAUAUGGAGUCACCUACCUGCCUGAGAGACACCAGGAGUCCUGUGGAAGUUUUUGUCCCUCCAUGUGUGUCCACCCCAGAAUUUAUCCAUGCAGCCAUGAGACCUGAUGUGAUCACAGAAACUGUGGUGGAAGUAUCAACAGAGGAAUCUGAACAAAUGGAUGUGUCUCCCAUUCCAACUUCCCCUGAUAUCCAUGAGCCAAUGAAAAAGAAAAAGGCUGGCCGUAAGCCCAAGACCCAGCAAUCAACUUUAUAUGAUGGGUCUCCAGAUCUAGGUAUAAAGAAGAAACCUAGAGAAGGCAAAGGAAAUACAACGUACUUAUGGGAGUUCCUUUUGGACCUUCUUCAGGACAAAAAUACAUGUCCUCGGUAUAUUAAAUGGACUCAGAGAGAGAAAGGAAUCUUUAAACUUGUGGAUUCAAAAGCUGUCUCCAAACUCUGGGGAAAACACAAAAACAAACCUGACAUGAACUAUGAGACUAUGGGAAGAGCUCUGAGAUACUACUAUCAAAGAGGAAUCCUGGCAAAAGUUGAGGGACAGAGGCUUGUAUAUCAGUUUAAGGAGAUGCCAAAAAAUAUAGUUGUCAUAGAUGAUGACAAAAGUGAGUCUUGCAAUGAAGAUUUGUCAAUGCCUACAGAUGAAAAAUCCCUGGAAAGAGUGUCUUUAUCUGCAGAAAACCUUUUAAAAGCAGCAACCUCUGCACGUGGAGGAAAAAAUUCUUCUCAGUUAAGUUGUACAAGAACAGAAAAAGAAGUCACCAGAGUUGUGAAUAUUGCCUCACCAGCUCAUGACACAUCCUCAUCUCAUCCUUCUGCUACUGCUGCUACUGUCCCAGCAACAACAGCUCCCAGGACUGUUCGUGUGGCAAUGCAGGUGCCUGUUGUCAUGACCUCUCUGGGACAGAAAAUCUCAACUGUGGCAGUGCAGUCAGUAAAUGCAGGGUCACCAUUAAUAACCAGCACAAGUCCAACUACAGCAACAACUCCAAAGGUAGUAAUCCAGACAAUCCCUACUGCGAUGCCAACCUCUGCUGAAAAUGGAGACAAAAUCACAAUGCAGCCCACCAAAAUCAUCACAAUCCCUGCCACGCAACUCACGCAGUGUCAGUUGCAAACGAAAACAGGCCUGUCUGGGUCAGGAAGUAUCAACAUUGUGGGAGCCCCAUUGGCUGUUAGAGCACUAACCCCAGUGUCCAUAGCUCAUGGGACACCACUAAUGAGACUGUCAGUUCCUGCUCAGCAGGCCUCUGGCCAGACUCCUCCCAGGGUGAUUAGUGCAGUUCUCAAAGGUCCAGAAGUUAAAUCAGACACAGCCACUUCGAAACAGGAAUGUGAAGUGAAAACACUGCAGCUGGUAAAAGAGGAGAAGCCAGUGGAUGGAAGCAAGACUGUGACCCACGUAGUAGUAGUUAGUACACCCUCAGCUAUUGCCCUUCCUGUAACAAUGAAAACAGAAGGAAUCAUCACAUGUGAGAAAUGAAGAAUAGGUUUUUUUCCAGCAUGGACUUCUAACUGUUAUGGUUUUGAAUAUACUGACAUAAUUGGGGGAGGGAUGUGGAUGCCACCACCAAAUCAUAAAGGAGAGUUUUGGAAUGCUAAUAAACAUGCAUAUGUUGAAGACUUACUGGAAAAAAAUUAUUUUCCUGUGUUUCAGUGGGAAUUAAACCACACUGAUAUGCUGAUAAAAACUGCCUCUUCCAGUUGGGAAGCAGCUGAACCUAUGGAGAAGGAGAGAGGGACUGAAAAGGGACCAAACAAUUUCACUACGCUACCGGUUACCAAGUUACACUAAGACCUGAAACACUAAGAGAGAACUGUGUGAGAGGUUUGCCCUGGUUUUUAGUUUUCAGGGGGAGAGGAAAGUCUCAUUGUUACACAAAUGGCAAAUUUGAUGCAUUUUAUGUGCAUACCAGCGAUUACUACUGUGUGCCCACAGUACUCAACUGGUGCUAUGUGAAAAACUAUGCUACUAGGUAUUGUAGGAACUGAAAUAAAGGAGAUUAAAGAGCUUCUAAAAGAAGACAGAGACCUAGAGGGAUUUCUGUAUCAUACAGCUUAAGCAGAUUCAAAUUGAAAGCCUUAGACUGAUUUUCAGUUAUCUUUCUUGAAAUAAGCUAAUGGCUUGUUUGUGUAAAGCUUUUUUAUUAAAAGAAAUUUUUUAAAAACCUUGUACCUAGCACAGUAUUGUUAUAGAAUAACAUGUAACAUAUUUUCUAUGGUAGUUAAGAGUCUGUCUAAAUUUCUUAAUCCUGGACAAAGUAGCAGCAGGUUUUCUGCCUUCUGCUGUACUAUGCCUGUUUCUCUCACUUAGCCUUGACAUCUGUGCAUACAUUUCAGUUUCAGUUCUACUCUCACUUCAGAGGUCACGCCCAGCAUGAGCUUUUGUCAGGUAGUUCUAAACCUGUAAAUUUUUUUAGUUGAAGUUAAGAGGGAAGUACCAGUGUUCAGAACGAACUAUAAUAGUUUGUAUAUUCAACAUUUGAAGUAUAUUCUAUUUUGUUGUACUCUUGUUUCAAAGUGUAUUCAAGUAGGUUUUACUGAAAUACAGAAAGAAAAUUUAAUGGUG
Messenger RNA from Poecile atricapillus (Black-capped chickadee), 3358 nucleotides. It is a transcript of the gene ELF2, whose product is annotated as E74 like ETS transcription factor 2. The record is from RefSeq and is a predicted model, not a curated record. Gene Ontology annotation, cellular component: nucleus. Lineage: Eukaryota; Metazoa; Chordata; Aves; Passeriformes; Paridae. The transcript is spliced from 10 exons. Gene Ontology annotation, biological process: cell differentiation; regulation of transcription by RNA polymerase II. Gene Ontology annotation, molecular function: sequence-specific DNA binding; DNA-binding transcription factor activity, RNA polymerase II-specific. The coding region runs from base 476 to 2272 and encodes 598 amino acids.